Emiliania huxleyi CCMP1516 is the source of this 978-nucleotide messenger RNA. RefSeq lists its product as hypothetical. The transcript has 3 exons. The coding region runs from base 1 to 978 and encodes 325 amino acids. The record is from RefSeq and is a predicted model, not a curated record. NCBI's taxonomy places the organism in Eukaryota, Haptophyta, Isochrysidales, Noelaerhabdaceae.
AUGCGCCACCUGCCGCGACGGGACUCGAGCUUGUUCGACAAGCAGGCGCCCGUGAGCGACCUGUCAUACGCCGACAGCACGACGGGACGGCCGUGGGCCGAGUGCGGCCAGUACACAAGCCAAUGGUGGGGCGUCGACCUCGGGAGCGAGGUGUAUGUGCGUUACGUGCGGCUGCAGAACCGCAACGACUGCUGCGCGGAGCGGCUGACGGACGUCGACAUCUAUCUCGGCUCGACGGCGGAGACGUACACGGGCAACGCGCUGGUGAAGUCAGACGUGAGCGUGUUGUCGAACGUGAUGUUGGAGGUGGAGAUCAACGCGUUGGGGCGCUACAUCUACCUCAACCGGCCGUCUGCGGCGGGGCUGACGGUGUGCAAGUUCUACGACUCGAGCUUGUUCGACAAGCAGGCGCCCGUGAGCGACCUGUCAUACGCCGACAGCACGACGGGACGGCCGUGGGCCGAGUGCGGCCAGUACACAAGCCAAUGGUGGGGCGUCGACCUCGGGAGCGAGGUGUAUGUGCGCUACGUGCGGCUGCAGAACCGCAACGACUGCUGCGCGGAGCGGCUGACGGACGUCGACAUCUAUCUCGGCUCGACGGCGGAGACGUACACGGGCAACGCGCUGGUGAAGUCAGACGUGAGCGUGUUGUCGAACGUGAUGUUGGAGGUGGAGAUCAACGCGUUGGGGCGCUACAUCUACCUCAACCGGCCGUCUGCGGCGGGGCUGACGGUGUGCAAGUUCUACGUCUUCGCAGGAAAUCGCAAUGGUCCACCUCCUUCCGCGUCGCCGUCGCCACCGCCGCCAUCCACCCCGGGAGCUUCCUGCAAGGCGGGGCUCUGCACUGGCAACAUCUUCGAGACGUGCUUCUACGACCCGGGCUGCGCGGCCGGGGGGCUGGGUUGCAACGCGGGCGGCAAGACACUCUGCCGCUUUUGCGAGUUUGGGCCCUACAAGGCGAUCGAGUGCGCGCCCUGA